Messenger RNA from Salvelinus sp. IW2-2015, 2804 nucleotides. RefSeq names its product nucleoporin 54 (gene nup54). NCBI's taxonomy places the organism in Eukaryota, Metazoa, Chordata, Actinopteri, Salmoniformes, Salmonidae. Gene Ontology annotation, biological process: NLS-bearing protein import into nucleus; nuclear pore organization; protein localization to nuclear inner membrane. Gene Ontology annotation, cellular component: nuclear pore central transport channel; nuclear pore. Gene Ontology annotation, molecular function: structural constituent of nuclear pore. The record is from RefSeq and is a predicted model, not a curated record.
GAUGCAGUUGCCCAUGGCGGCAUCAACUUUAUCCACUUCUUCAUCCAUCCUCAUAACAUUCCACUGUCUGACUACAUAUUUUGUUGUUGGUCAAGACACUAACGUAUUUUAAUUUGGUUCAUUUGCUGCCAAAACAACAGCACACCACCAGUGCCUCAUCGGGAUUUGGUAGUAAAUAUGCUCAUUUUCAAGGCACAGCAGCUUCCCCAUUCCCCAAAAUGCAUUCUCAUCACUCAGAAGAAUACGAGUAAUCUGCUAACUAGCUAGGCUACUUGCUUGAGAAUGUAGACCGGUGUAGAGGUUUCUCAAAUAAUCCCAGGCUGAGUAAACAGUAGCUCAACCAAGUUCAGCACAGUCCGUAGGAGCAAUAGCAUGCUUAUGCUGCAAUUUCCAAUGCUGAAUAAAUGAGGUUGCUUUAUCCAACAAAGAUCUACUUUUUGUAGUCUAGCAAUUAAGGACCUUUAUGAUUGCAAAUAAAGCAGAUCACUCUGCCAGCACCCCACAAAAGACUUGAUGAUUAAACAUGAACAGGACCUUGAGAGAUGUGGUGGAGCAUGAUAAAUAAUUUCCCUCGUCUAGUUGGCAAGAAUGAUGAGACAAGGUUCACUGGCAGUAUUCUAAUACCACUGUUUAGGCCCUGGGGACUGUCUUGCAUCUUUGAUUGGGCCUCUGUGAAUACAUGAGUGGUGAAAGGGAACAGAAUUCUGGCAAAGCAAAGGAUGACUGAAAUAUUCGGACUCAGCAGCACAGGUCUUGCAGCCCCUGGUUUCGGGACCACCACCACUGCUGCGGCCCCCGCUGGCUUCGGCGGCUUUGGCACCACCACCACAGGAUUUGGGGGGCUGGGAGCCGGGAGCACCACGUCUGGUGCUUUUGGGGGUUUUGGGACGACCACUACAUCCGCUGCUGCGCCUGGGUCAACUUUCAGCUUCGCCACUCCUGCAAGCACAACAGGAGGACUGUUUGGUAAUACCCAGAAUAAGGGAUUUGGGUUCUCCUCUGGGCUGGGCACUGGCACUACUGCUGCAGCUGGGUUUGGAACAGGUCUGGGGACAACUCUAGGAGGUGGAUUUGGUGGCUUCAAUAUCCAGCCACAGCAGCAACAGCAAGGAAGCUUUUUUGGGCAGCAGGCCCAGGCCCCAGCCCAGUCUAAUCAGCUCGUCCACACAGCUAACGCCCUGUCUGCCCCCACCCUGCUUGGGGACGAGAGAGAUGCCAUCUUGGCCAAGUGGAAUCAGCUCCAGGCCUUCUGGGGAACAGGCAAGGGCUACUUCAACAACCAACUCCCCCCUGUAGAUUUCACACAGGAGAACCCUUUCUGCAGGUUCAAGGCGGUGGGCUACAGCUGUAUCCCAGGCAGUAAGGAUGAGGAUGGUCUGGUUGUCCUGGCCUUCAAUAAGAAGGAGGCUGAUGUCCGUAGCCAACAGCAGCAGCUGGUUGAGUCUCUACACAAGGUGCUGGGAGGGAACCAGACUCUCACCGUCAACGUAGAGGGAGUCAAAGCCCUGCCUGAUGACCAGACGGAGGUGGUGAUCUAUGUGGUGGAGCGUUCUCCUAACGGCACAUCUAAGAGGAUCCCAGCUACAACACUGUACAGCUAUGUAGAGCAGGCUAACACCAAGGCCCAGCUCACACAGCUAGCAGUUUUCAUGUCUGUUACACGCACUGAGCUCUCACCAGCACAGCUCAAACAGCUGCUGGCGAAUGCACCAGCAGGUGUGGAUCCCAUCAUUUGGGAACAGGCAAAGGUGGAUAACCCUGAUGCGGACAAGUUGAUCCCCGUCCCCAUGGUUGGUUUCAAAGAACUACUCCGCAGACUGAAGAUUCAGGACCAGAUGACCAAACAGCACCAGUCCAGAGUAGACAUCAUCUCUAAUGACAUCAGUGAACUGCAGAAGAACCAGGCAACAACAGUGGCUAAGAUCGCUCAAUACAAGAGGAAGCUGAUGGAUCUCUCUCACAGAGUACUACAGGUGCUGAUCAAGCAGGAGAUUCAGAGGAAGAGUGGCUAUGCCAUCCAGGUGGAUGAGGAGCACCUAAGAGUGCAGCUGGACACCAUCCAGUGUGAACUUAACGCCCCCACGCAGUUCAAGGGGCGUCUGAACGAGCUGAUGUCUCAGAUCCGCAUGCAGAACCACUUUGGGGCGGUGCGCUCAGAGGAACGAUAUAGUGUGGACGGGGACCUUCUCAGAGAGAUCAGACAGCACCUAAAGCAGCAGCAGGAGGGUCUGAGUCAGCUGAUCAGUGUGAUCAAAGAUGACGUGGAAGACAUCAAACUGAUAGAACAUGGCCUCCUGGACAGACUCGGCUGACCUCAAAGGUCUUCCCAGGCCUCACGUGGCCCUGAAUCUCUCUCUCACUGCUGACAAACGUUAAAGGGACAUGCCUCUUCUUAGCAAGGCAUAUAUCUGUCUUUUCUAUGGUCUGUCUCCUACUCAAAGGUGCUUUCUCACACAGAUUAAUCCUUGUCCUGGACUAAUGGCUCAAUGGUGAAUCUCAAUCAAAAAUGCUUUUUAGUCCAGGACUAGGCAUCAUUUUUGUUUUGGAAACUGCCCCUAAAACCCCCAAACAUCUAAACUGGAACAAGGCCGCCUUAGAAAAACUGCCAGACCGUCUGGUGGACACUGUCUGGUUGACAGCCAGUAAAAUGUGACUGUUCGAUGAUUUGGUGCGAUAUUCAACACAUUGUAAAUAAAUACGCCUUUUAUUAUUGCUUUAGUAAUAUUUUAUAUGAUGGAAUAAGAAUUAUACACAAGCCCAACAUGGUUUAAUAAAAUGUCAUUGAGAAGCCUUUUUCAACAUGA